Molecule: messenger RNA, 4694 nt
Organism: Branchiostoma belcheri (Belcher's lancelet)
Lineage: Eukaryota; Metazoa; Chordata; Leptocardii; Amphioxiformes; Branchiostomatidae
Product: fibroblast growth factor receptor 3-like
Exons: 12
Coding region: 1240-3903 (887 amino acids)
Biological process (GO): cell surface receptor protein tyrosine kinase signaling pathway; multicellular organism development; protein phosphorylation
Cellular component (GO): signaling receptor complex
Molecular function (GO): calcium ion binding; ATP binding; transmembrane receptor protein tyrosine kinase activity
Source: RefSeq, a predicted model, not a curated record
UUUAGAUAGUAAUUCGGUUCAUGGUGCGAACUCAUGUUUAGGUAGAUUUCAGAAGUGAAAAUAAUAUUGUUUUCUAACCAGCAUUUUUCCCACUCUUCUUACACGCGGCCUUUGAAAACACAUGUGCACCUCUCAAUUCACGCAUUUGCGAAACAAUCUACAUGUAUGGUGACCCCUUAUUGUUUGGUAGUACUUGCGACGUGUGGCGUGUGCAGGCCCGUAUAUUCCCGUACACACGACUAAUUACCAGGUGUCCGGGCGUGUCCGGAGGUAUCACAGACCUGCACACGCCGUGGCUGAUAUUUCCUGCACACACCCGGACACACCCGGACACGCCAAGUUCCACGGGACGUGUCCAGGUCCGGAAACGGCCAAAUAUUCCCAUUUUUGUGCAGUGGGAAUUGUGUAGAGAUUGCUUACGAAUUGAUCCUUCCAUUUUAGAAGGAGAAGUCAUCGGUGAGUAUUCGCAUAAGACACAACCUCAUUUUUUAAUUGCUACUCACUAGGAAAAACAAACCUUACGGAGAAAACCUUGUGAAGAUAUACGUGUGGAACGCGCAGGGCUCUAAUCAGCACCCGUUUUCCGUCAGUUGCAGAAACUUUGUGGCAUAUUACGGAAAUUCUGUUAGACCAAUACGUCAACCUUGAUGGACAAGAAUCUUGAGUAAAAAUAUGAAAACAACCAGAGGACCGACAACAACCACUCUCAACCCCAUGAUUUGCCACUCAAAAUGUGCAAAUUGAGAUGCAAAUAAUCCCAAAUCCCCCUAGAUUUGUGAGCACUCUCCCCCAGGUCCGAUCAUGAACCUGAGCUUAUGGCAAAAAAAUUCGAGCCGGCUGGAGCCCUAGGAACGUGUGGGAACAGUGUGGAUUGGCAUGUCUCUCAAGGUUACUCAAUGGCAUUUACACUUACUGUUCAAAUAUGUGGGGUGGCCACAGGUGUCAUAAAGUCUUAGAUAUUAAAAACAAAAUGAGCAUGUUAUCAAUAUAACGGUUACAGUAGGUAGAAUUUAAUGAAAAUGUUCUUUUUGUUUUACAGCCAGGCAUCAUUCUUACUUGCUUGUUAUAAUAGAGGUAACAUUGGGUUUUCCUGUUGCAGUUCUCUUAACCAAAACGUGACAGCGAGGUCGGAAACCAAAACACUAGUUGCUCGUCAUGUGGGUGAACGUUCAUGUUAGAAGUGGGUGUAUUGUCUGGGGGAAAGGUUUGCUCUAAGAAUGUUAAGCUUAAAAAGACAUCAUGCAGGUUUUGCUUGGGCAGAGUUGGACUCCAACAGUUGUCUGCUUCUUGCUGUUUACGUCCAACACCUCUGCUGACUCCUUCUUUGUUUUCUAUUAUGUAGAAAAGUAUGCCAAAUGGUGUCAGGUGAUACCAGACUUGUGCAAGAAUGGCAUCUGUAUCAACACUCAGGGGGGCUAUCGCUGUGAGUGUCCAAAGGGCUUCCAGUUAAGCUCAGACUCACGUACAUGUGAAGAUGACAGCCGCAUUGUCCUCGAAGACAGUGGUGUAACGGUAGCUAUUGACGGAAGGAGUGUUGAGCUUCACUGGAGUUACCGGCUCGGGUCCAACUUAGUAGUUUUUGAGGCCUGGUAUCACCAAAGGAAUGGUCUUGAGGAGAUGAUUGCCUUUCGUAAUCACCCUUCAAAUAUCUCUGUUUCUUCCAAAUAUGAGGGGCGAGUGAAAGCAUUUGGUGAUGCAGACCUGCUAUUGGAAGGAGUAAGUCCAGCAGAUGAUGGCACCUACCAAUUGAUGGCUGCCUUCAGGAAUGUUACAUCCCAGCGAAAGUACAGGACCCUUGUGGUGUACUACCCUCCGACGACCAUAGACGUCCCUCCAAACCUUAAUGCAACAGAAGGAGACCAGGUGACGAUUCAGGCACACGCCAACGGUGUGCCGCCUCCUACAUAUGUGUGGGAAAAAGUCAAUGGCUCCCUUCCCAGCAACUCUGUCAUAAGCGCGACUACUGGAGCACUCAAACUGCUAAAUGCUACACUACAGGACAGUGGUGAAUACAGGGUCACCGCCAGUAAUCAGUUAGGAAACGUAUCAGACGUCACAAUCCUCACAAUCCUAACAGUGGAAAUACGAAUGCCUUUAGUACCAGAACCCUACAUAAUCCUACAUAAUAGAGCCAUGUCCCUUUCACGGGAAGAGGACACGCCACCAGUGGAAGAGGGCACGCCACCAGUGGAAGAGGACACGCCAACAGUGGAAGAGGAGACGCCUACACCUCCAGUAAAAGAGGUCAUGAACGACACUGAAAAGGGGAAUUUAAACCCCAAUGUAGCUGAUUUAGGCGGAACACCCGGACUAACCACCUUACACGUGGUGCUGAUUGCCGUGGUGCCAUCUGUGAUGCUACUUGUACUGGGAGUAGUGGCGGGAAUUCUAGGAAACCGGUGGAGCAGAAAGAGGCAAAGCGACGACCAUGGAAUAGAAGAUUUUAAAGAGUUUGACUUUCAUCCCGAUAUUCUAGAAUUAAGAGACUUGCACAAACUACCACCCCCACUUCCUCCCCCUGUGCCGGCUCGGCCACAGUUCCUGGAGUACGAGGUAAACCCGACUGAUCUACGACUGAAUGAACAGAUCGGCAGAGGUGCCUUCGGUAUUGUCUUCAUUGCGACUUUAAAGAGAGCUGUUAAUGGGCUUCUCACGGAACAAACAGUGGUGGUCAAAACUGUUCAAGAGGAUGCAGGAGAAGAAGAAGUCAAAAACUUCAUACGAGAAGUCGACACCACAAUCAACCUCAGGCAGCACAUCAACCUGCUUGGUCUAGUGGGCUGUUGCACGCUGUCCCGACCCCCCUACCUGGUGACGGAGUACAUGCCGUAUGGAGACCUCAAGAAGUUCCUACUGAAUUGCAGAAAGCUGGAGGAGAGGCUCCAAGACAGCAUGUAUGACUUCGACGAGAUGAAGAUCUACCAGGUAGCACGGCAGAUAGCAAAUGGAAUGACCUACAUUUCCCAGGCCGGUUACGUGCAUGGUGAUCUGGCUGCUCGGAACGUGCUGGUAGGAGAGGACCUGGUGGUGAAGAUCGCAGACUUCGGCCUGGCAACAGACAUCUACGAGCGAGGCUACCGGCGACAGGACGCGGAGCAGAAGAUUCCCCUGAGGUGGAUGGCGCCGGAAAGGCUGCUGCGAGAGGGUCGGUACACAAGCAAGAGUGAUGUUUGGUCAUUCGGUGUGGUGCUGUACGAGAUCGCUACGCUCGGGAACGUGCCCUAUCCGGGUCGGGAACGCACGCUCCUGGAGGAACUAAGCACAGGGUACCGGGAACCACGCCCUCCUGGCCUCAAACAAGAACUGUACGACAUGAUGCUGCGGUGCUGGCAAUGGGAGGAAGAUGAUCGCCCGGAGUUUGAGCAUCUUUACGAUGAGCUGGACGCUGUGGUAGAAGUGAUGGCCAAGGAUUAUGUAAAACCCGGUUCCGGCUCCCCAGUGGGGGGUCAGAAUGAGGCAGCAGAAGCUGCUGAAACGUCGUACGACGUCCCAAAGUCGGCCCGGAUGGGGACGCAACUCAAAGUCACUGCAGACGUCUACAACAGCGAAGAUAAUGAUAAAGUCGACUCACUCGCGCUCGCCUCCUCAAAUGUAGAAUCCAGUUCCACACCCAUAGAGAGGGAUGUGGACACUCAUAAUGAUAUCCAUACAGCAGUUAACAAUUGCAGGGCUAUGCAGCAAGACGCCCUCUUGGAAAGCGAAGACCACGGCCAUUUACAAGUGGAAUCCUCCAUCCCACAUAGUGCAGUAAUUAUGGAUACCAAUGACAGUUUCACGGACUCCGAACUGCCUUUGUUAACGAAUGUACGUACGAAUGAUACCCAGACUCUCACGGAGGAGAACUCCCUUGACGCUGAAGAUGAAAUGCUGAUGUCUCCAACACCAGAGGAAAUUGUGCAUUAAGUCUGUUCUAUCUAUCAGAAGUUUGUUCUAUCUACAGGAUGUAUUACUGUUUUUGAAGGCAUUUUAUGAACAUAUAUAGCAAACAAAUCUUAUCGAAGUUUAAAUCUUGAAUAUAGUGCCAUUAUAGCUAUUGUAUUGCUUGCCGCAUUUUCAUGUUGUAAGCUAUUUCUUUUUUUAUUAUCAUUAAAGCGUAUGAAAAGAAAUACAAGACAUCGAUGGCGAUGCAAGUAAAUAAAACUUAUAUAAACGCCGCCAUUGAACAUAAAAAAAAUAAUUAACAAAGAUAUAACAAUACAUAUAAGUAAGAAAUAAAUAUAUGAAGUGCAAGCAAACAAUAUAAAGCAGACAUAAUAGGGUCAAAUUAAAUACAAGUAAAAGCUAGCUAAUAUAUAGAAAGCUAGCUCCAUCAAACAUUGUUAUGUAAUUUUAGUAGUUGUUUAAGUUAAAGUCUUUUUUACAUGUCCUCCUCUGUCUCAAGACAGAUUUGGCAUAGAGGUGACUGUAUUAAUUUCCAUGUUAAAAGGUUGUUUGGAAGAAUCAUAUGUUGGAACAUACAUAAGCAUAACAUUUAUUUCUGGAGAUAACCCACCAGUUUUGUCUCUCCAUGGGACUAUUUAAACUCUCGGAUCUUUUCUAGUUGUUUUGUCCACCUUUUUUUGCAGCAUUUUAAUCUGCGUAAUUUGAUGCUUUCUUCUUUUUCAGUAGUGUAAGGUUAGAUGCCAUAGAGCCAUGUAAGAAUAGAUUAGAGACGUCAGUGAACAGAAAUAGUCUACAUGUACGUGUAUCUAGGA